Torulaspora globosa is the source of this 1080-nucleotide messenger RNA. RefSeq names its product Mme1p (gene MME1). The record is from RefSeq and is a predicted model, not a curated record. Gene Ontology annotation, molecular function: magnesium ion transmembrane transporter activity. The coding region runs from base 1 to 1080 and encodes 359 amino acids. The transcript has a single exon. Gene Ontology annotation, biological process: magnesium ion export from mitochondrion. Lineage: Eukaryota; Fungi; Ascomycota; Saccharomycetes; Saccharomycetales; Saccharomycetaceae.
AUGUGGCAGUUCACUUCUUCAAUACCUGUGGUUCAUAAGCACCACGAAAAUGCUCACGGUCCGCCGGCAUCGACUCAUGGGGGCGGUGGUGCAGGUGAGGAGGCGGGGAAGGGCUCCGAGACGGCUGCUAACGAGGAGGACACCGGGUCAAUUCUGAACUGUGCGAUUGCCGGGGGUCUCGGAGGCGGCAUUGGUGACACUGCAAUGCAUUCUCUCGACACGGUCAAGACCCGGCAACAGGGUGCGCCGAGCAACGGCAAGUACAGAAGCAUGUUGAGUGCGUACCGAACUAUAUUCGUGGAGGAGGGAGUACGAAGGGGUUUGUAUGGGGGUUACUGUGCCGCGAUGCUGGGAUCGCUCCCCAGUGCGGCUUUGUUCUUUAGUACUUAUGAAUAUUCCAAGAAGAAAAUGAUAGACGAUUGGCAGAUCAACGAGACGGCAACACACCUGACCGCGGGCUUCCUUGGCGAUCUUGUGUCGAGCGUUGUUUAUGUUCCCUCCGAGGUCUUGAAGACGAGGUUGCAAUUGCAGGGCAGAUUCAACAAUCCGUAUUUUGAUUCAGGCUACAACUACAGAAAUCUACGAGAUACGGUAAAAACGGUUAUCAAAACCGAGGGAGUGGGGGCUUUGCUCUUUGGGUAUAAGGCCACUUUGGCCCGAGACCUGCCCUUCAGUGCUCUGCAGUUCGCAUUCUACGAAAAAUUCAGACAGUGGGCGUUCAGAAUAGAGGGCAAGGACACGGGGCUCGACGACUUGUCGCUCGUCAGCGAGAUCUACACGGGGGCUUGCGCCGGCGGACUGGCAGGUGUCUUGACAACCCCUUUGGACGUUAUCAAGACUCGGGUACAGACACAGCAGCCGUCAAACGACUUUUCAAAGUCACGCACCCAUGCGGUGAAGCUGUCUGGCUCGCUCUUUGGGAGUCUGAAGACAGUCUAUAAUUCUGAAGGGUUUCUUGGGUUUUUCAGCGGCGUAGGGCCGCGAUUCGUCUGGACAAGUGUUCAAAGCAGUAUCAUGCUUCUUUUGUACCAAAUGUCGUUACGUGCUCUAAACAAUUCGUCUUCGAAGCUGCUGAGAUGA